Chaetomium strumarium is the source of this 1104-nucleotide messenger RNA. RefSeq lists its product as uncharacterized. Lineage: Eukaryota; Fungi; Ascomycota; Sordariomycetes; Sordariales; Chaetomiaceae. The transcript has 2 exons. The coding region runs from base 1 to 1104 and encodes 367 amino acids. The record is from RefSeq and is a predicted model, not a curated record.
AUGAGCGAGACGACAACCACCGGUCGCAAGCGAGCGCGCUCCUCCCUGGAGGUAGAAGAGCCUCCUGCGGCCGACCAGACUCAAACUCAGACUGCUUCUUCCAUUCCCACGUCGUCGGUUCGCAUCUACGCGCUGCUUCUGCAUUUCAAUACCCUCAUCUCCAGCAGGGACGCGGUUGCCCACGUCACCAGAAAGACCCUUUUCACGGUCCUGCCCGCGACUGACAUCCGGCAGCCUCUUCUGGAGGAGCACAUCAUCCUGGCGUUUGCCAGAUCGCCCUUCAUUGCCGAGAUCGUCAGGGAGCUCUCGCUUCGCGACCUGACGGUCGAGGAGCAGGCUCGUCUAGCGGAAUGCUAUGUGCGCAUUUAUUAUGAGGAGGGCACGGCGAUGGUGCGUCUGGCUACUGGGGCUGAGCAGUUUCUCCGGGACGUUGCCGCGCUGAGGCAGAGGCAGGAGGAUCGCGAUGAUGGUGGUGGUGAUGGUGCUGGUGGUGGCGGCAAGAUGGCUAUUGUUGUCUUGGCCAACAACACUGUGGUCGCCGAGGAUAUGCUGAGCCGCCUUGGGGUGCGCGAUCUUGUCGAUGCGAUCCUACCGACCCGCAACCCCCAAAACCCGUCCUCCUUCACGUCAGCCGAGUCGACGUUAGUCUGGGAGCAGACGGUCGUUCCCUGGUUUGCCGAGUCUCGCGCCGCCAGUGCCAGCGCCGAUGUGAAGCCUCUGCUGCCGGAGCAGGCCGUCGUAGUUUCGAACGCAAUCUACGAUUUGUCCAUCGCAAAGGCUAUUGGAUGCAAGACGUAUUGGAUACGCAAAGUUAGUCCGAAUGCUUCCCUCGCCGUGCGUGCCGCUGCCGAGUUCACGUCCGUGGUGGAGAGCAUUGGAGAGGUUUGGACGGAGCUCUUUGCUGAGCAUCCGGCCGAGGGCAACAAGGAGCAGCCGGUCGGGAUUGCUGAGCAUCCUAUCGAGGAUCUCAAGGAGCAGCUGGGCGGGGUUGCUGAGCAUCCGACUGAGGAAAACAAGGAGCAGCCGGGCGUGAAUGAGGAUGAGGAAGAGGGGAAGAUGGAGGGAACAGAGGGCGAGAAUGAACAGGAACCGUGGAUCCUGUAG